This is a messenger RNA of Prorocentrum cordatum, 6495 nucleotides long. The record is from the annotation of a GenBank genome assembly. NCBI's taxonomy places the organism in Eukaryota, Dinophyceae, Prorocentrales, Prorocentraceae.
AUGGCGCGAAGCCUCGACAUCCCAGAGGCACAGGUUGCGAUCGACUUCUUCGACGACCCGAACGGGUUCCUCUUCCACGUUCGGGUGCUUCUCGUGCCGGCGGGGGCGGGCAAGUGGAUCUGGGUCACCCCGGACCACAGUGUGCAGUUCGGGGACCUCACCACGCACCGCGUGGUGCCGCUGCCUCGGAACUCGCCCUUCCCUCGCCGGCUGGCGGGCCAGCUGUAUGCGUUCGACCCGUUCGAGGAGGGCGAGCUCGAAGCCAUUCGAGAGCAGGCGGCGGCGCUGGCGGCUGUGCUUGGCAUCGACGUGCCACGCGGCGCAGCGGCGGCCCCUCCCCGCUGGGUGGUGGCCGACCCCGCUCACCCGCAGUUCGGGCUGGUCAUCGACGCGGCGAUCAGCGGGGCCGAGGACAGGUUCGUGCGCCGUGGAGCUGUGGCACUGGCGAUGCUGGACGGGAACGACGACGACGGGAUCUUCACAGCUUGCGAGAACGUGCCGGAGGAGCGGCACCAGCAGUGGCUGGACGAGAAGCACUCGGGGCCCGGUCGGGACCCACGGGUGUGCCCCGUCCGGCGGGUAGGACCAGGUGGACCCCGACGAGCGACUUUGGACCAGGCCAUCGAGGCGCACCGCCCACAGGACGUCAGCGACUGGGUGUUCCGCGGGCCGAAGUCGCUGCCCGAGUUCCUGGACAGCGUGCGGGCGCCGGGGCUGGGCAUCGCGGGCUACGCGAACCACUACAUCACCAGCAGCGGGGUGCCUCCCGGCAGCGCUGCAGCGCACGAGAUCCGCCUUCUGCUCGAGGCCUUGCGGCACCUCAUCGAGUACGACCAGGUCGACGUCACGAAUCUGGCGGGGGCCGAGCUCAUCGCGAGGAGGAUCGUGCAGAUGCAACGUGCCAUUCGGCGCGACCCGAAGCACCCCAACUACUCGGGCUUGGAGGACAUGCUGGCCUCGGCGCUCGACGAGACCGGUGGUGUUGUCACCAGCAAGUUCGACGAGUGGGUCGCACAGGAGCAGAAGACAAAGGCAGGGCUCCAGGUGGCCAAGGACCAGCUCUACGGGCACGUCGUCAGCAUGGCGUCCGACCCCUUCCCCCUGGUGCUGCCCUCGGACUUCUUCGAGGAGACCAGCAGAGAGCGCCCGGCGGGUCGCCGGGCCGCUCGCCGCCGCACGAAGCGGGACUGGACGCGCCAGGCGACCGAGGACAUCUUCUCGAGCCUGAACGCGCUGGCCGCCGCUCGAGCGUCACACACCCUCCAGCCAGGACGGGUGCGCCAGACUUCGGCGCUGACCCCUUCGCAGGAGUCCGCGCUUGGCCGAGUGGUUCGAUCGGUGGCUCGACAUGGUCCGCCUCCGCCCGAUGCUCGGCCUCGAGAGGCCUUUCAGGAGCUUCUCAAGUCCAGCAACAUCUACUCCGAGGAGGGUCGGCUCACGGUUCGGCCCUUCGUUCAGGACAAGGUCUCCCUCUUGCAGGGCUCGGUGGAGCCUCGGGAGGCGCUCGACCUCGUCCCAGAUCACGUUCGACAAGUUUUGAUGGAGCCCGAGAGGUUCCUGGAGCGGCACUCGGACGAGCUCGCAGACGAGCCCCACAUCGAGCCGUACUGGGAUCCUCUCUUGAACCCGAGGGUCCGCGCCAACCACCCGCGCCUGCUCGCACUGCUGAAGCGUCUCGCCGACAUGGGGAUCGUAGUGGCCACUCGUCGGAAGAAGGCCACGGUGGGGCUGUUCUUUGUCGAGAAGAAAGGGGAUCGCCUCCGCAUGAUCGUGGACGGCCGACAGCCCAACCAGUACCACCGGCUGCCCCCGCAGACCAGCAUGGCUUCAGUGGAGGCGCUUGCGUCGGUGCAGGUUGGGGCCGACUGGCGACAGCGCUGCUCGAUGAAGCCGGACGAGGCCGCCCUGUACGCGGCCACGGUCGACCUGAAGGACGGCUUCCACCAGUUCAAGAUCCCGCACCUGUCCGAGUGGUUCGUGUUCGACAUGCCCGGGGUCCAGGCGAAAGACCUAGGCGUACAUCAGGUCUACGACGGCGACGCGAAGGCUUUCGUGGACGUCGCCCCGGACGACUAUGUGUGGCCGGCCUACGGCGGACUGGCGAUGGGCUGGUCCUGGGCGCUGUGGAUCUGCCACGAGACGUUGGCGCAGGUGAUGCGAUCCUCGGCAGGUCCUCGCGACGCUAUGGUGCUGGACAAGGCGCCAGCGGCCCAGCUAGAGCCGGGGAUGGUCGGCGACCUACCUUACGUCGACAACGCCAACAUCAUUGGUAUCGAGCAGAACCUCGUGCAGGACCGACUCGAGCGCAUGACGGCGGCUCUCGACCGGCUGGGCUUGAAGUGGCACGAGAGGCAGGACGCGGGGGUCGAGGUCGAGAUCCUGGGCGUUAUCGUCGAUGGCGUGCAGGGCCUGGUUCGGCCCAAGCCGAAGCGCCUCUGGCGGCUGCACGGAGGCUUGACCUUUCUGCUGAGAUGGCGCAAGGCCGCGGGGUGGCAGAUCCGUGCUGUUCUAGGCCACCUGGUGUCUUUCUUCCAGCUGAUGAGACCAGGGCUUUCGAUCUUCCGCGUCUUGUACGACUUUGUCCAGCAGGACCUCAGCACGAUCCGCGAGUUGCCGACGGCCGCGCUGCACGAGCUGAAGGUCGCCAGGUCGCUCCUCUUCAUGGCGGUGGGCCGCUGGGGGCUGCCCCCCUGCCCCGUCGCCUUCAUGACGGACGCUUCCAUGAAAGGCUACGCCCUCUUGGAGACCGAUGCGAGGCCCGGGGAGGUUCGCAGUCUCUGCCGCUUUCGGGAGCGAGCUCGCUUCAGCCGUCGAGAGAAGUUCGUGGAGCGCGAGCACGACGGCUUCAGGGGCUCCAUGGCGAUUGGCGACGCUGGCGAGGGCUGGUGGGACGGGCUACUCGAGCGGGGCCGUGCUCGCGGGGCCGUGCCGGAGCGCUGCCGAGUCGAGGUCGACUCCGGCUGGCGACCGCCACCGCUACCCGACGACUUUGUCGACCCCGGGCGCUGGGAGCUGGUCGUUGCCGGGGCCUGGCGCGACUCGAGCCGCAUCCACGACUACGAGGCGCGCUGCGGGCUGAUGGGCCUGGCUCGAGCUGCCAGUCAUCCGCCGUACCACGACACGGAGCUCCUCUCCGCAGGGGACAACAUGGGCUCGGUCUUGGCCUUCGAGAAGGGCCGCGCGGCAAACAGGGAGCUCCUCGCACAAUGCCGACGGGCGGCCGCGCUGCAGCUGGCCUCCGGCAUCGUGUGGCGACAACGGCAUGUCGAGGGAGUGCGGAACGCGGCGGACUACAUGAGUCGGGCGGCGGACCGCGGGCUGUUGCAGCCCGGCCAGGUCGGACAGAGGCCUCGACGGGGCCGGCGCUUCUUCCUGGAGAUCUUCUCGGGCAAGGGGUACCUGGCGGGGGCCAUCCUGGAGGCUGGGCUGCGUGCUGGGGCUCCCAUGGACCUCGUGAAGGGCCCGCAGUUCGACAUCACGGACCCGAAGGUCCAGAGGGUUGUCAUCGGGUGGAUCCGCUCCGGCGCUAUUUGGCUCAUGCAUCUUGCGACCCCGUGCACGCGGUGGGCGCUUCGGGCGUCAGCUUCGACGGUGGUCGACUUGUGCCAGUGCCGCUUUGGGACGCCCUUUCAGAAGCCUACGAGGCUUGCGGCCUCCCACCCGCUGUUCGCCUCCCUGGCCCGCGAGUGCAGGUGCCGGCGGCAUUGCGAAGUUCUGCAGGGCAAGGUUUUGGUGAAGGGACGCUGGGAGUGGAAGACCAGUCUAGCUGCUGCCUAUCCGCCCAGCCUGUGCCGCGCCUAUGCCAGCGCCGCCCAGCUCCUGGCGCCCCCAGCGGCCGCGAGGCCAGACGGAGAGGCCCACCUCGAGCGCCGCUGGGAGCGGCAGCUGGCGUCCGCGUGUGGUACCGGCUGCCAUGGCAUGGCUGCCAGAGGCGCUGGGACUAGGGCGCACGGCCACGGUCGGCGUGCUCGGGCGGAGCCGCGUGAGCAGGCGCCCGGCUUCCUGCGGCGGGCCACGGUGCGCCAGGCAACCGCGGCGCGCUACUCUGACUGCGUGGAGGGGCUCCACGACUUCAUCGCCUGCAACGGUGGGAGCCUCUCGGACCCGCGGGCGGCCGACGCCACCCUGGAGCGCUACUUCGAGUCGCUCUUCCUCGGGGGCGAGGCCAAGGCCAACGCCCGAUGGUGCCUCUACGGGCUGGCCUGGCAGCAGGGCUGGGCGACCAAGGGUGACGCCUUCCCUAAGGCCAAGCAGGCCCUCAAAGGCUGGGACCGACUUGAGCCACCUGGGAGCCGCGAACCCGCGGUCUGGGAGGCGGUGCUGGCCGUCGCGGACGAUCUCAUCGGGCGCGACUUCCAGUCCACGCUUGCAGGUGCGCUGCUGCCCGUCGCCUUCGACGGCUACUUGCGACCGUCUGAGGCGCUGGGCUUGCGUGGUGCCGAUGUCUUGCGACCGCCGCGCUCUGGACCCCAGAGGCUGUGGGCGGUGACAGUAGCCCCAGCGACUCAGCCGAUUCCCUCGAAGACUAACACGUUCGAUGACACGGUCUUCUUGGGCAGUGCUGCCAAGGGCCAGGGCUUCGUGGGCAGCAUUCUCGAUAUCUUGCUGGCGCGUGCGGGCCAGGGGCCACUCUUUACAGGCCUGACGCUAGCGCAGCUGGAGGCUGCCGUGAGCGCCGCCUGCCGCCGCCUGCAGCUGCCUGUGGCGUUCACGCCGCACUGCCUUCGUCAUGGCGGCGCCAGCCGAGACGCACUAGAGAAGUUCGAGGACCUGCGCUCAAUCCAGCGCCGAGGCCGCUGGAAGGCGCGGGAGAGCGUGCGUCGGUAUGAGAAGGCUGGCACUCUGCUUCGGGUCCGGGCAACGUGCGCUGCCCAGCUCUGGGGUUCCCGUGCCGUCUGGGACCGCCUGGACACGAAGUAUGACAAGGUCACGUUCCGCGAGCAGCUGGUGGCGGCGUGUCGACCGAGUAAGGUUGAAUGGUAUUUCAACCAUGUGAGGUACCGUUCCCGACUGACGGCCGGCGCCAACGCUUUGCUCGCUACCGGAACAACAAGGAAUGAGCAGGUGCACGCCACCCUGAAUUCUGAUUUCAGGCAGAUCAUUCAUGUGAGCCAGCAGAUGCUUGGCGCUCAGCUUCGGACCCGGGGCGCCAUGGAGCUGGCGCUCGCGCGCCGGGAGCGGGGCGACCUGCCGCUGUGGGCGCUGGGGCCGGACGUGGCCGCUCGCGAGGGCGCCGCGGUCUCGCGGCGCGAGUUAGCGGGGGUGGCCGGCGGCUUCCAGCUCCUGGACCUCCUCCGCCCGCGGGAGUGCCUCGAGCUCGUGGAGGUCGCCGAGGAGCUGUUCCAGCGCUGCAGCCACCUCCUGCCAGAGGUCGGCCUCUGUCCCCCUCUCGGCCUCAACGCCAAGUUCCGCUGCUACAGGUACGGGCCGGGGGACUAUUUCCGGCCGCACACGGACGGCGCGUGGCCCGGCACCCUGGCGCGCGGAGGCAAGGUGCUGAUGGGCUACGAGGGCGGCUCCACCCGCUUCUUCCGCGGCCCGGGCGGGGAGGCGUCCGCGGCGGUGAGGACCCCGCGCGGCGGCGCCCUGUGCUUCCCCCACGGCCACCACCCCGACAGCCCGCUCCACGAGGGCGAGAGGAUCGCCGAGGGCCUGAAGUACGUGAUCCGGACGGAGGUGCUGUACAGUCUGGAGCCCUCCGACACGCCUCCGCAGGCCGCGGCGGCCGGCGACGAGGCCGCCGUGCGCGGCCUCCUCCGCGCCCGCGCCUCGACGCCGGGCCGGCGCGCCGCCGCCGCCCGCGCCGUGCGGGAGGACGUCUCCGCGCUUCGCCGAGAAGUCGUGGCUCACAACAGCCAGAAGGUGACACAGCUUUGCAGAGAGGAGUGGGUCAAGGAGCUGGACCUCGACGGCAACUCGCUGCUCCACCUUUGCGUGCUGUCGCCCGCCGCGGCCGGCGACGCUGGCGCGAGCCAGGCCGCCACGGUGGAGGCCCUCCUGGCCCGGCGCGCGGACCCGGCCGCUGUCAACGGCCGGGGGCAGUCGCCGCUGCUGCUGGCCGCUGAGGAGGCCGCCUGCCAGAGCGGGCCCGGCCUCACCCGCGGCGCCCGGACCCUGGCGGCGCUGCUGCGGGGGCGGGCCGACGUGGACCAGGCGGACAGGCGCGGGCGCACGGCGCUCAUGGAGGCGUGCGCGCAGGACAACGCCGCCCUCGCCAGGUGGCUCAUCGACCGCGGGGCCUCCGUGCGCCUCCUGGACGCAGCAGGGAGGGCGGCCGCUGCUCUGGCUCCUCCCGGCAGCGAGGCGGCGCGUGUUGCGGCCCCGGCGGGGCCCGCCGGCCUGGCCAAGCCAGCGGGAGCGCGACGCGGGCGACCGACCUCCCUGGCGGAGGCCGUGCGGAGCCAGGACGCCGAGGCGCUCGCCAAGGUCCUGGAGUCGUGCCGCGGGAGCGGCAGGGAGAUGGAAGCCACGCUGGCAGAGAAGGACGGCCGAGGG